Panicum virgatum (switchgrass) is the source of this 1629-nucleotide messenger RNA. Its product is annotated as glutamyl-tRNA reductase-binding protein, chloroplastic-like. The record is from RefSeq and is a predicted model, not a curated record. The transcript is spliced from 10 exons. Lineage: Eukaryota; Viridiplantae; Streptophyta; Magnoliopsida; Poales; Poaceae. The coding region runs from base 287 to 949 and encodes 220 amino acids.
CGGUCUCGGCUGUCGGCUCUCCUCGCUUGCCCGCAGACGGCACGGCGGGCAGAUUCGCUCCCACGUGCACGCCAAGAGGCCCUUCCUGCUCACGCCGGGCGCCCGGGCGGCGCCCUCGCCGUCAACGCUCUCGCGCCUACUCCUCCCGCUCCACCUACAAAAUAAUGGCCGGCGCAACCACCUCCGUCGUCACGUCAACGCUUCCUCAGUCUCCCCACCUCUCAUCAACCCGCGCUUCCGCAACCGCCGGGCCCGAUUCUUCGCCGCCUCCUCCUCCUCCUCCCAGAUGGCGGCUCCAGCUGAUGCCCCCGGCGGAUCGGCUGAUGCCUUCGAGGUGAUCCGCGCUCACCAGGCAAAAGCUGCUCGUCUUUCUCCAGUGGAAGAAAUACGGACCAUUCUGGACCGAAGUGUUAGAGGUGUUCUUGCCACCCAUUCUCAGGAACAUGCUGGUUAUCCUUCUGGUUCCAUGGUUGAUUUUGCAUGUGAUCAGGAUGGCUCCCCCAUAUUAGCAGUCAGUAGUUUAGCAGUUCAUUCAAAGAAUCUCUCCGGAAAUCCAAAAUGCUCACUUCUUGUCGCCAAAGACCCUGAGGACAGAACAGAUACUGUAAUCACUAUAUAUGGUGAUGCUGUUCCUGUUUCUGAUGAACAAAAAGAUUCAGUGAGAAGUUCUUACCUACGAAGACAUCCUGAUGCCUUCUGGGUUGAUUUUGGUGACUUCAGUUUCCUGCACAUUAAACCGAAAGCUGUGUGCUAUGUAUCUGGUGUUGCAACUGCUCUCCUUGGCUCUGGAGAAUUCAGUGCUGCUGAGUACAAGGAAGCAAAAGUUGACCCAAUAUCUCAAUUCUCAACUCCUAUCACAAGCCACAUGAAUAAGGAUCACGCUGAUGAUACAAAGCUCAUUGUGCAACAUUCAACCACUGUUAAGGCAAGUACAUGUAUACUUAUGUAGCAUUUAUUCGAGUAAUACAACAACAAAGCAUUUAUUCCAAUAGUACACAGACAAAACAUUUACUUUAAUAAUAUCACUGCAAAAUCUGAUUAUCUUAAUAGAAAGUUGUGCCUCCGUAUUCUUUACCUGAGGAAGCUGUCUGUUUUCUAUAAUGCAGCUCAUUUCUGUAACUAACUAGUAUUUUUUUUUGUUGGCUGCAUAUCUAAAUCUUGAUGCAUCAUGGCACUUUAGGUUGGAAAUGAAUGUGUACUCUGUUCAAAGCCUACAGUUGCAAUUUUCUUAUCCAACACAAGGUUAAAAGGCAAACAUCAUCGUGACCUCGAAUUGAAAUUUUGCAAACUAGUUUACUAAAGAAACUAACAAUCAAUUUUAUAGUCAAGCUGAUAUGUAUCGGUAUGUUAGCAACCAUAAAUAAUAUUCUACUGUAUGCUGGAAAGUGCAAUCAGCAACAUGAAGAACUGGUUUAAUUGCUGUAGCAUCAGUACAUAUUGUAGUUUUUCAGUAUUACCAAACCAUAAGUCAUGAACUCUUGACCACCCAUGAGCAUGGGAUAGUCAUACAGCAGGCUUGUAUAACUCCAUCUUACAAUUUCUAAGUUUUGCAUUAUUACAGUUUUGAUCAAAUAUUACUCCCACUUUUUCAAACACAUUGAAACUUGAAAGAUGACAAAUGCAAAGCUA